Messenger RNA from Pangasianodon hypophthalmus (striped catfish), 2590 nucleotides. RefSeq names its product ubiquitin-like 3b (gene ubl3b). The record is from RefSeq and is a predicted model, not a curated record. Gene Ontology annotation, molecular function: protein binding. The transcript is spliced from 6 exons. Lineage: Eukaryota; Metazoa; Chordata; Actinopteri; Siluriformes; Pangasiidae. Bases 723 to 1079 code for a protein of 118 amino acids.
ACCGUCCAGCUGCUUUCCGGUGUCUUUAAAUGCUCAGCCAUUAAUCUGAACCCGACACCGAAGGUGUUUUUUUAACGGAGAAAGAAUCGAAAUACAUUAUGGCUAUACCUAUUAGCUAAUUGAUUAGGACGUGACUGUGUAAUUGGGCGCUUUUGUUUUAUUGUUUUGGAGCCGUCGAAUCGAAGAAGUCGUGUUUUUGAGUCUGUUCGUGCUCUGGGAUCGGUCUCGGUUCCUCUUAUUUUCUGCCGCAGUCAGAAAUUGUUUCAGUUCCCUGAGAGAAGCUAACGGUAGCCUGCUACUGCUGCUGCUAGUGAAGGCCAGCUAGCGGGAGCCGUCGCGGUUCCAACCAAAACGCUGUAUUUAUUUGGACUGGUUGACUUUCCAAUGCUUCGUCAGCAAGCUAAACACUAAUAAUAUUCUUUUUACUUUGUGUCUGCUGAGUCUGUGUGACCUUGUGGAGCUAGCUACGUUUGUUCGCGCAGUUAGGCCGUCUGUUUGCACGGUAGCUGCUUCGCUAGUGCCAGUGUCGGCUAGCUGGCUAACUUUUCUCUCGGUCAGAUAAUGCAGCUGCAGUAGGACACUUUCACCCGGAAUCAAGCCUCGUCUAAAGGCAGUGUGAAGCAGAGAAAGGCUUGAGAGAAAAGCACAUACAGGCUCUUUGUGCCAGGGUUUGCCACCUCCAACACACCAUUUCCUGUGUGCCUUCCUCCUCAACAACAGCCAUGAGCUCGCCCAGAGAAUCACAGGACACAGUGAACCUGCGUCUGAUCCUCGUGAGCGGUAAGACACAGGACUUCACCUUCUCGCCUAAUGAUUCGGCCACAGACAUUGCUCGUCAUGUCUUUGAAAACUGGCCUGCAGGAUGGGAAGAGGAGCAGGUGAGCAGCCCCAGUAUCCUAAGACUCAUUUUCCAGGGCCGGUUCCUGCAUGGCAACGUCACACUAGGAGCCCUGAAGUUGCCUCCUGGCCGAACAACUGUUAUGCACUUGGUUGCCAGAGAGACACUGCCAGAGCCCAACUCCCAUGGCCAAAGAAACCGGGAGAAGACUACAGAAAGCAGCUGCUGCUUACUGCUGUAAAACAGAAGAGAAAAAAACUCCCUGAUCCCCGAACAUGCCUUCUAUUCCUCUAUCCCUGCUCCCUUUCUCUGCUCGCCAACCUAUGAUGCAUUCUGAAUGAUUAAAGAAUGGCUCAGAGGGUCAGAUCAAUUUUUCAUUCACUUUAUUCCUGUAUAGUAGCUGGAAACCUUCUGUGCCAAGUACUCAAUUUCAUUCUUUCAUUUGCCCUGUUUUCUUGCCAAAAUUACUUUUUGCUUAGUAAAACCAUGAUCCUUUGUACAUAGAUCUCUAUUAAAAAUCCAGAUAUCAAAUAUCCAGAUAACUAAAAGGAAAAUGUAAAAUAGGAGUGUGAGAAACUGUUUAGGGAAAUUCUCUAGUGAGAAUUUUCCAGGUCCCUUUCUCCACAUACAGUCUUUUCUGACUGGAAAUGUGGUCUUGGAAGUGGCUCAGCCCUUAAGGGCUAGCUGGCACUUAAACUCACACAUCUGAUCAUCAACAUAGCUUGCACUCUACUCAGACCCUUACCUGAAGCCCACAGUGGUUGACAGCACAUCGCUUCAUCACGUUAUCACUCUUGCUUUGUACAAAUAGGACAAAAAAAAAAGUUUGCCCUAACAUUGGUGGACUGAUAGGACAUGCCAUGAGCACCCCAUAUACCUUUGACGCCGGACCAAGCAAGAGUUUGAACUCAAUCGAAAGGCUUUUUUUCCCCUUAUGUGACGGCUAUGUCGACACCUGUGCAUGCCCUAGUCUAGUGUUUUCUUACCCUGGGUGUGUACCUGACUUCUUGGAAAACUGUUCAUCUCUUGUGUGCUUGAAGGUCUGUCUGCCUGAAAAGGAAGUGAAAAGGUUGCCAAAUGUGCUUGAACUGUGAGAAACUCAUCAUCUCCUUAGCCACAUAGACGUACUUUGUCUGCUAAGAUGUCCUGAGGGACAGUCACCACCAUCUGAUGCAAAGGAUAAAAAGAAGGGAAUCGUCAGUGGGCUCCUGCCUGAAAGCCUUGGCCAUAAAGGCUGCAUUGUAAGCGUGGUGGAUUCCUGGAGCACCCCGACGAGCUCCACUGGCAUCGGAAAAGACUGCAAGUGAACGGGGGUGGCAUCCCUUAAUGGGCCCCACCAUGGGGUUAGGAGGAAAAAUGGGUGUUUUAUUUCCUAAUGUUUUAUGCUGUCUGCUUUUCUUUUGACUUCAAAUUGUGGAGAAUUAAUAUUAAUAACAAUGGAAUUCUAAACAAAGUUAUUUGUAAUCUUGUGUCUGUGUAUUUCAGCUUUUAAUUGCUACACAUUUAAAAGGCGACUGGUGUGAGUGUGAGACAGGUUUUUGAGGAGGGAUGGCCCAAAUGAUAUGGGAGAACAGAUCAGACAUGGAUGACAAUGUCCAGUGGUCUUUGCUCUUCCUUUGAGUGGUCAUCCCUCAGUGAGUGUGUAUUAAAACUUGUCAAUGCUAUAAAAUUAGCUUCAGAAUAUUAAAUGUAAAAAUACAGUAUGCCUAAAAUCCUGUAUUAUAAAUUAAUAAAAAAAAUCUUUCAACUAAA